Messenger RNA from Lodderomyces pseudojiufengensis, 1662 nucleotides. RefSeq lists its product as uncharacterized. Lineage: Eukaryota; Fungi; Ascomycota; Pichiomycetes; Serinales; Debaryomycetaceae. The record is from RefSeq and is a predicted model, not a curated record. The transcript has a single exon. Gene Ontology annotation, molecular function: RNA polymerase II cis-regulatory region sequence-specific DNA binding. Gene Ontology annotation, cellular component: cytoplasm; nucleus. The coding region runs from base 1 to 1662 and encodes 553 amino acids.
AUGAAUAAUAUAUUACUAGAUCAUAAUAUCAAUAAUCAUACUUCGUAUCAUCCUCAACAAGAAUCUCAACAUUCAUCACAAGAUUUACUUCAAUCUCAUCAAAAUUCUCAAGAAAAUACAUCUCAAUCCCCGCAAAAUUUAAAAUCUUCUUCACAAAUUAAAAGUUUUAAAACAACAAACAAUAAUAAUAAUAUGAAUACAGACCAUAUACCUGAUUCAACAUCAUCUCAGUCAAACAACAAUACAAAUACAAACACAUCAUCAAAAAAUAAAAGAGAUGGUACAAGACCUUAUAAAUGUCCUCAUUGUGAUAAAGCUUUUCAUAGAUUAGAACAUCAAACAAGACAUAUAAGAACUCAUACUGGUGAAAAACCUCAUAUUUGUAAAUUUCCUGGUUGUUCAAAAAAAUUUAGUAGAUCUGAUGAAUUAACAAGACAUUUAAGAAUUCAUACAAAUCCAAAUUCAAGAAAGAAUAAGAAAAAUGAAAAAGUUAAAAAUGAAAUAAUAUUUAAGAAUAAAGUGGUACUGCAACAACAACAAGAAGAAUCGCAAUCACAAGAACAACAACAACAACAACAACAACAACAACCUCAAACACAACCGCAGACACAACAACAAGUACAACAACAAGUGCAACCACAAACACAACAAUAUCCCACUCAAACUGCACAACCUUCAUCAUUAACUUCUCAAAUAAAUACAAAUUCAAGUCCACCAUCUUCCCCACCAAGUACAAAUUCUUCAAUAAUAUAUCAAGAUCCAACAAUAAAUUAUAAUGACUUUACUACUUCCAAUAAUAAUCAAAAAUUCAAAUUAUCGCCGUCAAGAGAUACUCAACCUUUAACACCUACACAUACUCCAACUUUUAAGCAUAAACCAAAACCAUUUGAAACACCUCAAAUCUUCACUUCUCAAGAUUAUCCGAUGAAAAAUAAAUCAACAGAAUCUUUAACUAUAGCAAAACAUCCUUCUAGCAUAGAUAUAUUAGCACUGGCAGCAACACAAGAAUUAGAAAAUUUGGAAUCAUCAAAAUCUUUACCAUCAUUAGUAGAUCAUUUUGGUCAACAAGUUAAACCAACAAAAUUACCAAAUAAUAAUUUCAAUAAUCAUACACAUUUAACUCAUAGUAAUAGUAGUAAUCCAAAUUUCAAUUUCACUAAAAAAUUUGCUCCUAUAACAGAUAAUCAAAGUUUUGAAAAUUUAGAAUCAUCAAAAUCAUUACCAUCAUUAGUUGAUUUAUUUGGUCAAUCAGGAGUUUCAAAAUUUAUACCACUGAAUGAUUAUAAUAAUAGAGAAAAAGCAAGUUUUCAAAUUAAUGAUAAUUUACAAUAUCUUUCAAAUGUUGCAACAAGAUUUUCAACAAUUUCAAGAAUGACUCCAUUAGAACAACCAAUAGCAAUUAAUCGUAAAUCUCAUAUUUCUCAAGAUUCUGAUAUUGAUUAUUUACAUCAAAAAUUAAAAAGAUCAAGACCAAAUAGUCCUAAAUUUUAUCAAUUUGGUAAUAGGUUUGGAAGUGGUUCAAAUAAUAAUAAUAAUGGUGGUAAUCAUACUAAUAAUAAUACAAUACCUAAUUCUCCGAUUUUAGGAUUAUCUACAAAUUCAACUCCUUUAAUGUCCACUCAUAAUAGUAGUACAAAUUUAAAAGCAUUAGGUCCCGGUUAA